Necator americanus (New World hookworm) is the source of this 312-nucleotide messenger RNA. RefSeq lists its product as uncharacterized. Lineage: Eukaryota; Metazoa; Nematoda; Chromadorea; Rhabditida; Ancylostomatidae. The record is from RefSeq and is a predicted model, not a curated record. Bases 1 to 312 code for a protein of 103 amino acids. The transcript has a single exon.
AUGCUAUAUAUAGGGACUCGUGCCUCCGAAGGGAGAAUCCGUGGUGGAGCUUCAAAAGUGGGGAUGGUCGGGCUGGUCACAGGAGCUGUCGAAGAGGUUCAAGUGGAACCUCUCCGUAAUGAUUUCCAUCUUACAAGGAGAAGAGGUGGCUUCCAAUCCCGAGAAGUCGGAUGUGUCGAAUUCCUUCUCAGUCUGCGAAACCCUACCGGAGGACGUACUCCGCUGUGCAUCGCAGUUCGACGCCCAGAGUCACCUCCUCGCCACUAUGAGGCGGUAAACCGUUGUGGAGGAAGAAUAGCACAGAUAUUAUAA